UCUCUCUCUCUCUCUCUCUCUCUCUGAUGCUUAUGAACUUCAUUAACUGACAAUAAACGGAAGCAGGAAGGAGUAUUAAGAGCAGGGUUUUGCAGUUAUUACGAGGGAGUCCUUUUGGUGAAGGUCUGUUGAAUUCCUGCAGGCGCUGCUGCUGCUGCUGUUCUGGCCUUGUUUUAAUGUAUACCAGUCCUUUUUUCCACCCCAUUGCAAGAACCCAAAAUACCCAGAAAGAAAAGAUGAACUGUCCAUUUCUCAGCUGAUUCAAAUCCAAGUUUUUCUCUUUCUUUUCUUUUUUUCUUAGGCUUUUCCAUAUUGUGGGUCGCUUCCCAAUGUCAAGGUACCAUUGUUAGUCUAGUCUCUUUCUUUCUUUCUGCUCCCUCCUCCAGAAAAAUUUCUUAAAUUCAAUCUCUCUCUCUUUCUCUUUCUGCGUGACCACCAACUGAUGAUGCAAUUCACUGAAAUCCCACCACCACAACCUCAAACCCCCUCCUUCCACCAAUCACCACCACCAUUCUUUUCCAGCCUCUCCAUGAACAAGAACCAAGUGCACCGAACCCGCCCUUGGCCCGGCUUCCCGAUGCCCAAGUCCUUGGGGAGCCUCGGAGACGCGAAUUGCAUGGAGCAGCUGCUAGUGCACUGUGCAAACGCCAUCGAGACCAAUGACGCGACCCUCGCCCAGCAGAUCCUCUGGGUCCUCAACAACAUUGCCCCGGCCGAUGGCGACUCGAAUCAGCGGCUCACGUGUGGCUUCCUCCGGGCCCUCAUUGCUCGGGCCGCCAAGAGCGGUACGUGCAAGAUGCUGGCGGCCAUGGCGAAUGCGCAGAACUACGACAACCUGUGCAAUGAGACGCAUAAGUUCUCCAUCAUUGAGCUUGCGAAUUUCGUCGACCUGACCCCGUGGCAUCGGUUCGGAUUCACCGCAGCGAAUGCCACCAUAAUCGAAGCAGUCGAAGGGUAUUCGGUGGUUCACAUAGUCGACUUGAGCACGACGCAUUGCAUGCAGAUUCCUACUCUUAUUGAUGCAAUCGCCAAUCGUCUUGAAGGGCCCCCAUUGGUGAAGCUCACGGUUGCCGGCGCUGUGGAGGAUGCGCCGCCCAUGCUUGACCUUUCGUACGAAGAGUUGGGAUCCAAGUUGGUGAGUUUCGCAAGGUCUCGAAACAUACACAUGGAAUUUCAGGUCAUUUCUUCGAGUUACGCAGACGGAUUCUCGUCCUUGAUUGAACAACUCAGGAUGCAGAAACUAAUGUACUCGGGAGGAGUUGGUGAACCGGAAGCACUGGUUAUAAAUUGUCACAUGAUGCUUCACUUUGUGCCCGACGAGACCGUUCCGUUAAUAUCGGAUUCCGAAGCAAACCCUAAUUACCUCUUUGAGUCUUCAUCGGUAUAUUCUCCUCGGUCGACCCUCCUUAAGGCACUUCGGUGCUUAGACCCGAACGUUGUCAUCAUAGUGGACGAGGAUGCGGACUUCACAUCGAAUAAUGUCGCCUCGAGAUUGCGGUCAGCAUUCAAUUAUCUUUGGAUUCCUUACGACACGGUCGACACGUUCCUCCCGAGGGGAAGCAAGCAGAGGCAGUGGUAUGAGUCUUACAUAUACUGGAAGAUACAAAAUAUCAUCGCGCAAGAGGGUCUUCAGAGAAUCGAGAGGCUCGAGCCGAAGAGCCGGUGGGUGCAGCGGAUGAGGAACGCGGACUUUCGGGCCGUCCCAUUCGGAGAUGAUGCAGUCUCGGAAGUCAAGGCCAUGCUCGACGAGCAUGCAGCGGGCUGGGGAUUGAAGAAGGAAGAAGAUGAUCUUGUAUUAACAUGGAAGGGACAUAAUGUAGCUUUUGCCGCUGCAUGGUUGCCUGCUUGAUCAACUCUUUUUUAUGGAUUUAGGCUUUAGUGCUCUUUCGCAGCUUGUUAAGUAGUUCAUUCGUCAUCAAUUUACUAGACUCUACGUUGAUUAGCUACUCCUUUUAGCAUCUUCCAAAAUUGGAUGACAGAGAGAGGUGAGGAAUCAUCUAGCUGAUACUUAGUUUGUUCCAGAUCAUAAAUAUAUUGACCAUCUCUCUCUCUC
Molecule: messenger RNA, 2053 nt
Organism: Eucalyptus grandis
Lineage: Eukaryota; Viridiplantae; Streptophyta; Magnoliopsida; Myrtales; Myrtaceae
Product: scarecrow-like protein 32
Exons: 2
Coding region: 443-1849 (468 amino acids)
Biological process (GO): regulation of DNA-templated transcription
Cellular component (GO): nucleus
Molecular function (GO): sequence-specific DNA binding; DNA-binding transcription factor activity
Source: RefSeq, a predicted model, not a curated record